Molecule: messenger RNA, 2478 nt
Organism: Eucalyptus grandis
Lineage: Eukaryota; Viridiplantae; Streptophyta; Magnoliopsida; Myrtales; Myrtaceae
Product: annexin D5
Exons: 7
Coding region: 1274-2218 (314 amino acids)
Cellular component (GO): cytoplasm
Molecular function (GO): calcium-dependent phospholipid binding; calcium ion binding
Source: RefSeq, a predicted model, not a curated record
AGUAUAGUGGAGCAGUUGGUUGAUUUUUGGAUAUCCAUGUCGUUUGCCUCGCGUGGCCCCACUGGGUCAGUGCGUUGCUUAAUGGACGAUGAUACUUGGUGGAUCUUUAUUGCAAUGCCGCAACACUCAAAGAGUCAAUGGGUUUGGUUCGAGCAAUCUUGGUGAAGGAUUUCUUUUCUUCAAGCGGAUAAAACGUGCUUCUUCACAUCGCAAGUUUUGCAAGUUCUUCGUUUCCUUCUCUAGCUCCUCAUACGUAAAAACGUUAAGAAGCAUCGACAGAUCGGAGCAAGUGCAACGGAAGGGCAACGAUCAAGAACAGCAUUGUAUUCUCAAAUGAUCUAGGCAUUUUUGCUGAUGCUGAGGUCCUCCGAACGCCGCCGAAACUUCUGAUGAAGAACUCAGAUACCCAACAACUCCUCUUUUUUUUUCAUGAUGAACGUCUUGUUUCGUACCUACGCUUUGGAUAAGUUUCUUGCGUAAGCCACGUCGAUGUUUGACUGUUCAUGUGAUAAGUCCGUUGACAUGUUCUCGUGACACCUGUGAAAAGGAUCGGGUCCAGCAGAGCUGAAGGCCGACGAAACGACCGGCACGUGUAAUGCAUUGAAAAGGCCGCGUCGUAUUUCAGGAUUAAAUAUAAUCAAGGAUCACACCUCAAGUAUUGAUCUUUGAAAUUUGAACGGAGGAGUCGCAUUCAUACUUUUGAUUGACGGUUUCUGUUGUCGACGGGGGUGUUCCGGAAAAGCACGAGAAAAUGUGGUUUUUCAAAUUGGGUAGUUGAAACCGACCUAAAAAAAAGAAAAAAAGAAUUGGGUAAUCGACCAAAUACGCCACCAGAAGAAGAAAAAAGGAAGAUGCAGAAGCAAGCGCGUUGAGACGGAGCUGGAAUUGGCUUCGGGAGGUUGGAUCGAGAAAGAAGGGAAGUUUCAAAGUGGGGUCUCGCCUUCGUCGGCCACACGCAGGAAAAGGAGGAGGGUGAGAGUUUAAAUGCGCAAAAUAUCAGUUUGUAACCGUUGAAGGAAAGCAACAUUGCUUUGAACGCCAUCGGUGCAUGUGCCACGGGUGUUGAAAAGCUUCCUCCUUUCCAAGAAAAGAAAAAAACCAGUUUCCAAAUCUGUUCUUCCUUCUUGCCAUCAUAUUUGGUUUCGGGUGGUUUUUGUUCUCGGAUUCAAUUCAUUCACGCGGAAGAGGAAUAAGAAGAAAGGCACGGUGAGACUUGAGUUUGGUUGUGGAAGGAAAAGAGGGAAAAGAGGAGGAGAAUAAAAGGGGAAGGAAAAUGUCGACUUUGACCGUACCUCCGGUUCUCACCUCCCCAAGAGACGACGCCAUGCAACUUUACCGUGCUUUCAAGGGUUUGGGAUGUGAUACUGCAGCAGUAGUCAAUAUUCUUGCCCAUCGGGAUGUCACACAGCGUGCUCUUAUUCAGCAGGAAUAUCGCACCAUGUAUUCUGGUGAUCUUUUGAAACGCUUAGAAUCAGAGCUGACUGGCAAAUUAGAGACGGCUGUUUUGCUAUGGAUGUAUGACCCAGCCGGACGAGAUGCCAUAGUUGUGAGGCAGGCCUUUAUGGAGACAUAUAUUCAAGCUGCUACUGAAGUAAUAUGCUCUCGAACUCCAUCUCAGAUACAGACGUUUAAACAACACUACUAUUCCAAGUUUGGGAUUCAUCUCGAGCAUGACAUUGAGAAACAUACCUCUGGGGACCAUAAGAAGCUGCUGCUUAAAUAUGUUGGUACACCACGUUAUGAAGGCUUCGAAGUCGAUAGGAUUGCCGUAGAACAGGAUGCAAAGGCUCUUUUCAAAGCUGGGGAGAAGCGGCUGGGGACCGAUGAGAAGACUUUUAUCAAGAUAUUUAGCGAGAGAAGCAGGGCACAUUUGGCUGCUGUUGAUUCUGCUUAUCAUAACAUGUACGGCAGUUCAUUGAAGAAGGCCGUGAAGAGCGAAACAUCCGGACAUUUUGAGCAUGGUCUCGUGACAAUCUUACUGUGCUCUCAGAACCCUGCCAAGUAUUUUGCAAAGGUAUUACGCAAGGCGAUGAAAGGUCUGGGGACCAAUGACACAACGCUGAUAAGGGUGAUCGUGACGAGGACCGAAAUCGACAUGCAGUAUAUAAAAGCAGAAUACCGUAAUAAGUACAAGAAGACUCUAAACGAUGCAGUUCACUCCGAAACAUCAGGCCACUAUAGGACUUUCCUGCUUUCGCUUCUUGGCCCCAACCAGUAGGAUCAUCGUCCAUAAAAAGUCGGUCUCGUCGAGAAGCUUUGUGUGCUCAUUUUCUUUCAGCUGGAUGAACUUGUACUUGGGGAAUGGGUCGGUCAAAAGUACUUGGUGGAAGUGGAGGGAAAAUUGCUUCUGUUUGUAAAUUUCUCUCUGAGAAUUUGUGCCACUGCCCGGGUUGUGAUUAGCGUACUCCUUAUAAGGAUAAUGCCAGUGUGGUUUACGAGACCCCUUAUUCUUGAAAGAAUCUCGUUGGGACAAUUUCA